This is a messenger RNA of Mercenaria mercenaria, 1024 nucleotides long. RefSeq lists its product as uncharacterized. The record is from RefSeq and is a predicted model, not a curated record. The transcript has 3 exons. Bases 130 to 978 code for a protein of 282 amino acids. NCBI's taxonomy places the organism in Eukaryota, Metazoa, Mollusca, Bivalvia, Venerida, Veneridae. Gene Ontology annotation, molecular function: protein binding.
AAACCCUUGAGGUACAAAAGGCGACAUUUAUCAUUAUCAAAAUUGUUAUAAAUCUUAUCUUUCAUUUUGGUAUAAAAAUUCAGGUCAGAAUUUAAGUGUUAAACAGCACAAGUUUUGAAUCACGAAAAAAUGCUUGUUUCCUCUGGAUUCCUGUUAUUUGUUUUAGCGAUCAGUGGAAUUCAUUGUGAUGAACCUCUUGCAGAUAUUAUUGCUCGUCUCAAAGCUUUGGAGAAUAAAGUUGAAAGACAGAACGAUAUAAUCAGCCGGCAAGCCAUGCAGAUUGAAGGCCUCCAGGAGACAGUUUCUGCACAGAUGCGGGACAUUUCUGAACUGACUGAAAAAGUUUCCACCCAGGAAAACGACAAAAAGAAAAUUAUGAAAGAGCUGAGCAAUCUGAAAGAGAUCAAACAUAGUCAUGAACUUUGUAUGGCAAUGGUCAAAACAUCGUAUGUCGGACACCAUAAAGGCAAAACAGAAGGUAUUGGUAACGAGGACAAAGCUACAGGCAUACAGCGGGUUAAAGCAUUGGACAAUACCAAGAAACGGUUUGUAUUGGACACCCUAGAGACAGUCGCCUUUGAAGCUACCAUUUCGGGCGCAACAAAAUUGCCACAUUCACACGUGCAUGACAGGGUCGUCUUCGAGACAGUUUCUUUGAAUGUUGGCAGCAGUUACCACGCCGGAAACGGUACAUUUAUUGCACCUAUUUCUGGCAUCUACAUCUUCUCUACGUCUCUGAUGAUGCUGAAACCCGAUAUAAGUGAUCAUGGAAUGCAUGUGAUUAUAGAGAAAAACGGCAUGGAAGUUGCAGGUGCAUACGCUGCGUAUCGAGGCACAUACGAGCACAGUUCCGUGACAGCUGCGAUUGAACUUCAAUCCGGGGACAAUGUUUUCGUCAGUGUAGAAAGACAUGAUGAUAUAAGUUUCUACGGCGAUAAUCUGACAAGUUUCAUGGGCUUUCUUCUUUAUCCUUACUAAAAUGAUUUCAAUAUCUGUAAAUUUAUCAAUUAAACAUAAUGCACAA